AUGGCCACAAAAAGAGUGGUUUUGAGUGAAUUAAGAUUAGCGGAUCUUAAAAGAGAGCUGGAGGAGCGUGAGAUGGAUACAAAUGGGAGAAAGACCGAGUUACAACAGAGACUUCAUGCGGCUCUGAUACAAGAAGAUGAAGAUCCUGAUAUUUUUAUGUUUGAAAUUCCUGGAUCUGUCGAUAUAAAUUCAUUUAUGAAACAAUUGCAGACAAAUUUAACCAAUAAAUUGGAAGAGAGUUCUAGAAACCUACAAAAGAAAUUAGAAGAGCGAUUAGAUGAGAGUUCAAGAAAAAUAAGGGAUCAACUAACAGGAGGUAUUAACUAA
Ceutorhynchus assimilis (cabbage seed weevil) is the source of this 327-nucleotide messenger RNA. NCBI's taxonomy places the organism in Eukaryota, Metazoa, Arthropoda, Insecta, Coleoptera, Curculionidae. The record is from the annotation of a GenBank genome assembly.